This is a messenger RNA of Strongyloides ratti, 2439 nucleotides long. Its product is annotated as Acyltransferase 3 domain-containing protein. Gene Ontology annotation, molecular function: acyltransferase activity, transferring groups other than amino-acyl groups. Lineage: Eukaryota; Metazoa; Nematoda; Chromadorea; Rhabditida; Strongyloididae. Bases 1 to 2439 code for a protein of 812 amino acids. The record is from RefSeq and is a predicted model, not a curated record. The transcript is spliced from 2 exons.
AUGAUUAAAAAGAUAUUUUGUAAUUUAAUAAUACUAUUUAUUUUGUUUAUUUAUUCACACUCAUGGUUAAAUGAAAAAGGUUUACAUGACCCUCAUUACUCAUUAAAAAAUCUUGAAACAUUACAAAUUUAUAAACAGAAUGGAACAUUACAAAAACUUUAUCAAUUAAAUCCUGAUGAAAAUUUUUAUUAUAAAUUAAAAGAGGCAAUUGAUGUACUUCCAGAAAAUUUAACUUGUUCUAAUAUUUUAUCAGGAAAAUAUUUAAAAUUAUCUAGUGAAUGUCAUGAAGAUUUUUUAUAUGUUUGUAGUAUUUUUAAAAAUAUAAAAAAUUUAAAUGAAAUAACAUCAUUACUUGGGACAGGAGUAUUAUCAAUGAUUGAUGCUACUGGAAUUAAUGGACCAGGAAUUUUACGUGGUAAUUUUUUAGCAAUUGGUCUUAGAACAGAAUGUCAAAAUAUUAAUGUUAAAAUACCUGGAAGAGAUCGACCAUUAACAGCUGAUUUAGCUAAAAUGAUAAAAGAUUUAAAUAGUUCAACAUAUACUUUUGGACAAAAAUGUUCUACCGGUUCUAUAAAAAUAUAUAAGGAUGUUUGUAUACCAUCAACAUGUGCAAAUUAUAAUGAUUUUUAUCAAUUAGCAGUAUUAGUUGAUCGACUUUGGGGACACGAUACAACUGCUGUCUGUGGUGUUGGUGUGUUAAAUGAUAAAGCUGUUGUUAAUUAUCAAGGAAUUAUAACAUAUUCUAUUAUUGGUAUCAUGUUUAGUAUUAGUAUACUUAUAUCAUUAUGGGAAUUAUGGAUACUUCCUUAUCAUAAAAAACUUUUUUAUACAAAAAGUUUACCAAUAAAAUUUUUAAGAUGUUUUUCAUUAUAUACAAAUGUAAAAGGAAUAUUUAAAAUUAAAUCACCACCAAAAAAAGAAGGUGCUCCAACAACAACAAUUGAACCAAUACAUUGUAUGAGAUUUUUUUCAAUGUUUUGGGUUAUAAUGGGUCAUUCAACAUCUGUUUUAGUUGCUGUAACAAAUAAUCCAUUAGAUAUACUUGAUAUUGUUGGAGAUUAUGGUACACAAUAUUUAGUUAAUGCAUUUUAUUCUGUUGAUACUUUUAUUUUUAUUGGAGGACUUUUGAUGUCAUUUAUAUGGUUUAAAAAUUUUAAAAAAAAUAAACGUCGUACUAAUUCAUUUAUGGCAUGGGUUAUGAUAUAUAUUCAUAGAUUUUUAAGAAUAUCUCCUGCUUAUUAUAUGACAAUAGCCUUAUAUACAUUUAUAUUUACUAAUACAUGGAUUAGAAAUUUUCCACGUUAUUAUGCUGCAUCAUUUGGUGAAAAUGAUCCAUGUGUUAAAAAUUGGUGGAUAAAUAUGUUAUAUUUACAAAAUUUUAUUAAUGUUGAUAAUCAAUGCUAUAUUCCAACAUGGUAUUUAGCAACUGAUUUUCAAAUAUUUUUAUUUACACCACUUAUUAUUGUUCCAUUAGCUAUAAAACCAUUAUAUGGUUAUAUAGUUUCAGGAAUUAUUCUUCUUAUUUCAACUAUUUCAAAUCUUAUAAUUGUUUAUGUUUACAAAUUUCCUCCAACUGAUUUUGCUUUUGGUAAUAGAGAAGAUAUUACUGUACCAUAUUGGAAAUAUACAAUGCUUAUUUAUAAUGCUCCAUGGGUACGUUGUCAAGUUUAUAUAUUUGGAAUAUUGGUUGGUUAUUUUUUACAAAUGAAAAAAACAUUAAAAAUAAAUAAAAUUAUUGUAAUAAUAUUAUGGAUUAUUACAUUAGGUUCUUUAGCAGGAAUUGUUUUACCAGUAGCUAAAUGGUCUGGUGGUGAGUAUAUGAAUUUAUCAGGACGUGCUUUUUAUUCAGCAUUUUCUAAAAUUGUUUGGUCACUUGGUUUAUCAUGGAUUAUUAUUGCUUGUUAUUAUGGAUAUGGUGGUAUUAUUAAUAAAUUUAUGUCAAUGAAAAUUUGGAUACCAUUAGGAAAACUUAGUUUUUGUGCUUACUUACUUCAUUAUAUGGUUAUUUUAUAUUUUUAUGGUAUGGAUCAAGGUCCAUUCUUUUUUACAAAUGUUUUUACCACAUUUUGUAAUGUUAUUAUACCUGUUGCUGCAAUUUCAUAUUUUUUAGCAAUAUUUUGGUCAGCAGUAUUUGAAAUUGGUACAGCAAAUAUGAUAACAUUAGCAUUAACUCCACCCAGAAAACCACAGAAAUCAAAAGAAGAAUUACCAAGUUCUGUAAAAAUAAAAAAUAAUAAUGAUUUAUCAAGUAAUAAAAAUGAUAAUGAAGAAAAAAAAGACGUGAUACCACAUAAACAUUCAUUGGUGAAAGAAAUAAUAUUAGAAGAUGACAAUAAUUAUCAAAUAAAAUUCACUUCAAAACUAGAUCCACAAAAAGUUGAACAAAUCUUAUCAUAUUUUAUUGAUAAUGAAAAGAUUGAUGAGAAGAAAAAUUUGUAG